UCAACGCCAACAUGGCAAGCCCUGGCGUUAAUCUUGCUGUCACAAAGGACGGUGGGGUCUACAACAAGCUCCAGCGACCAGACAAUUAUCUCGUACCGACAACAGCUCGUCUGCCACCAUUGGCCGCGGCAGUUCCCCCCACGCCUUACACGAGUAAACGAAAGCGCGGACAAGAUGAUGUACCAGGAGGCAAGCGGGCGAGAGCGGAAGACAAAUUUGCGCAGACUAAGAGUGGGAGUACUGGUAGAGAGUGUGGUAUGCGAACGAUGCUACCGGGAGCGAACGAGGAAGAACAGCUAUCAGACGACUCCACGAGUGAGGCAUUAGCAUAUCUUCGCAGCGUUAGAUCUGAAGCAUCAAUGAUCCCACCAUUGCUCGUAGCCCCGACUGGCGACAGAGGUGAUGACGAAAACGAUGUCCAUUCGGCAUAUAGCGACGCGUCCGAUAGACACCGAUUAGUAUACAAGGACGGCAUUUGGAUCGCCCUAGAUAACAAUUACGAUACUACCCACGAUGAAGAUGAGUGGGACGAGGAUUACUGCAACCCCGAUCCACAAGAAACCUGUUACAAUCAGCUACUCAAACGGUUCCAAUCCCUACGCCACCAAAUUCUCAAGGCCGACACAAGUAGCUCUAUUCAGAAUGCAGUGGAAGCUUCUGAAAAAUCACAUAAUACACAACCCCCGAGAAACAAGCGCGCAUGGCUACAGACAAUCGACCGAGACUAUCCUACUCUAGCUCAAGUCCUUCAAAUAGACGAGCGGAACUUGUAUUUCGGUCUUCAAAUUUGCGCUUCGUCCUUGAGUCAAUCUACUUUGAUUUCCCGCGAGAAGUGCUGCUGGAUCUGGUCUUUGUUGGCCUCAGCAGGAGACAUUGGUACGCUGGAUCACGAACGUAUUAGCAAAAUUCGAGACUUGGGUCUUCAAGUAGGCCGUCUUAGUGUCCGGCUUCGAGAAAAUAGCGUCUGUCACCAACGCUCUGAUGAUGAGAAUGCUGUUGCAGGCCAAUCGAGGGUUAGAGAAGAAGAUUCUCCUCGUGACGAUGGAGAGGGGGCCAUUGAGGACUCUGAAGAGACGAAGCCUGGCAUGGCCACAGACUUGCCGCAGGACGGGGAGAUUGGAGAGGUUGACGGAGUCGAUUGUUUCUUGCCCGAAUUGGGAAACGAAGUGCGACAUAGGGGCUCUCUGAAAGGAAACACGAGCGAGUCCGAGGCGGAGAUGUCCAUGUCCGAAAAUGAGGACCAAAGUCACGAUGACGCGGGCACGAAGGAUCUUGAGCAAGCGCGGGAACGCUUGCUUGCACAACUCGGCGAUCGAUUGGUACAGCCCCGGGUCCCUUCGUCGCGAGUAGAAGCUGAGAGGCAGCGCCAGCAGAUGCGAGGACACAAGUCACACAAAGAGACUACCGCACACGCCCAUACCGACGGUGGCGUACCUCGUGACGCGAAAGUUGAAAGCUUUGCGCUCACCGACGCUGAGUGGAACACGAGGGUCGCCAUUGACAUGAUCUUGACCGUGGUGGUAGAGUGCUACGGGCAGAAAGAUUUGGUGGAGUUUAGGGAGGCGUGGUGAGAGUGCGCGGCCUGGCACUGGGCUGUACACAGGCGACAUGCGUUGAUGCAAAAUUCUCAGAAGCUCUAGAUACCCAGACACCAAUACUACAAUGUUCCCUUCCUUC
This is a messenger RNA of Cucurbitaria berberidis CBS 394.84, 1677 nucleotides long. RefSeq lists its product as uncharacterized. Bases 12 to 1571 code for a protein of 519 amino acids. Gene Ontology annotation, biological process: spliceosomal snRNP assembly. The transcript has 2 exons. The record is from RefSeq and is a predicted model, not a curated record. NCBI's taxonomy places the organism in Eukaryota, Fungi, Ascomycota, Dothideomycetes, Pleosporales, Cucurbitariaceae.